AUGUUCGGAUUCGACGAGGCCAAAGACAACUACGACAACGCCUACGGCGGCAACCAUGAGUCCAGACUCAGCCAUGAGGUCGUCGCCGGCGGCGCUGCCUUUGGGGCGAUGAAGCUUUUCGAGGACAGGCAGCGCAAAAAUGGAGAGCCCGUCCACCACGCAUUCGCCAAGGAGCUGCUCGCGGGCUUCGCUGGUGCCGAGGUUGACAAGCUCGUCGAGACCAAGGGGCUGGACUACAUUGAUAGGGAAAAGGCCAAGAGGCAUGCAGAGAGGCAGGCUGAGAGCCUCUAUGACAAUCAGUACGGCGACAUGGAGCAGUACGACCCGCGUGAACGCGAACCGCAUCGUCACAUUCGGGAGGAUAGGGGGUAUGGCGGUGGCAGCGGCUACGGCCAAGACCAGGAGCAGGGUUAUGGCCAGAACCAGAGCCGUGGGUACGAUCAAAACCAAGGGUACGGCCAGAACCAAGGGUACGAUGAUAGACGUAACGAGGAAAACAGGGGCUAUGAGGAGAACCGCAGGUGGUAG
Messenger RNA from Verticillium nonalfalfae, 528 nucleotides. RefSeq lists its product as uncharacterized. Lineage: Eukaryota; Fungi; Ascomycota; Sordariomycetes; Glomerellales; Plectosphaerellaceae. The record is from RefSeq and is a predicted model, not a curated record. The transcript is spliced from 4 exons. Bases 1 to 528 code for a protein of 175 amino acids.